AUGCCCUACAAGCUGAAGAAGGAGAAGGGCGACUCGGAGUCGGCGGAGGAGGAGGAGCUGGGCGGAGAGCGGCGCGGCCUCAAGCGCGGCCUGGCCGAGGCGGCGGCGGCGGCUGCGGCGGCGGCGGUGGCGGUGCCCGCGGCGGGUGGAGCGGCGGCGGCCACGGCGGCGUUCGGGAGCGGCGGAGCGGGCGGCGGGGCGGUGAGCGGCGCCAAGCCCGGCAAGAAGACGCGGGGCCGGGUGAAGAUCAAGAUGGAGUUCAUCGACAACAAGCUGCGGCGCUACACCACCUUCAGCAAGAGGAAGACCGGCAUCAUGAAGAAGGCCUACGAGCUGUCGACGCUGACGGGCACCCAGGUGCUGCUGCUGGUGGCCAGCGAGACGGGCCAUGUGUACACCUUCGCCACCCGCAAGCUGCAGCCCAUGAUCACCAGCGAGACGGGCAAGGCGCUCAUCCAGACGUGCCUCAACUCCCCCGACUCGCCGCCGCGGUCCGACCCCACCACCGACCAGCGCAUGAGCGCCACGGGCUUCGAGGAGACCGACCUCACCUACCAGGUGUCCGAGUCGGACAGCAGCGGGGAGACCAAGGAUGUGCUGAAACCGACCUUCACUGUCACCAACCUGCCAGGGACAACGUCCACCAUCCAGACGGCACCUACCACCUCGUCCUCCAUGCAGGUCAGCAGCGGCCCCUCGUUCCCCAUCACGAAUUACCUGGCGCCAGUGUCUGCCAGCAUCAGCCCCAGUGCCGUCACCAGUGCCAACGGGACAGUGCUGAAGACUACUGGAGCCAGUGCAGUGACAUCCGGGGGCCUCAUGCAGAUACCCACCGGCUUCACCCUCAUGUCAGGUGGCACCAUGGCUCAGCAAGUCCCUGUCCAGGCGAUCCAGGUGCACCAGGCACCGCAGCAAACGUCUCCCUCCAGUGACAGCAGCACUGACCUUACUCAGACCUCUCCCAGUGGAACAGUGACCCUCCCAGCGACCAUCAUGACGUCGUCUGUGCCAACCACCGUGGGUGGCCACAUGAUGUACCCCAGCCCGCACGCGGUGAUGUACGCGCCCACCUCUGGCCUUGCGGAUGGUGGACUUGCAGUCCUCAAUGCUUUCUCGCAGGCACCCUCAGCAAUGCAGGUGUCCCACAGCCAGGUCCAGGAUCAGGGUGGCGUCCCCCAGGUAUUCUUGACAGCCCCAUCAGGCACCGUUCAGAUCCCAGUCUCAGCUGUCCAGCUUCACCAGAUGGCUGUCAUUGGGCAGCAGAGCAGCAGCGGCAGCAGCCUGACGGAGCUGCAGGUGGUCAACUUGGACACCUCGCACAACGCCAAGAGUGACUGAGAGGCCUCUGCUGCUGGCCUUGUGCCGUCCCUGGCUUGUCGUGCUGGGGCUGGCAGCAACUCUCGUACAGACUGCACCAGUUAUUUAUUGUUGCCUUUUCACGUUUCCUUCAUCCACACAUGCACACACACACACGCACCCACCCACACACACAGCAUGCAAGGGGCUGCAGGACCCGCCUGGGGAGAAGCUGCGCUGAGGCCGUGCAGGGCUGGGGGCCGUUGGGAUGCUCGUCUCUCGCCAGCCAAAGAAGCUUGUCUCUUGAGGGGAGGGUGUGCUCCGUGCUGUACAUAAAUCCUGGGGGCCUUCCCCAGCUGGAGGCCCUUAGGGGUGCUCACCCUGUCUGUGGGUGUUUGUGUGGGGCUGGGGCCUGGAGCUGUCCUGCAGAGCUGCACAGGCCUCAGCAAUGUGCCUUUGUGGGGGGGGAUGGGUCCCGGCUGCGGCAGCUCUCCCUGGCCUCCGCAGGGAGCAAGCGGCCUACUUGGACGUGCAUCUCUGGUUGGGUCUGGUGUAUGGCCCCAGCCUCCUCACGUGCACUACAGCAAGGCCUCCGCCCUCAGUGCCUCCUUGCUGGGCUGCCUGGUGGGUUGGCAGCUGCAGCACACAGCGGGUGCCCAGCAGUUCAGCAAGGCCCUAAGGGAGAGGGGGGGCUUUGCUGCCAGCUCAGUCCCGUGCUCCCAUCUCGGCCCUCGUGCUGCUUGUGGACUCCAUAUGCCCAAGGGGGGACGUGACUGGAUCUUUUCCGCAUCCCUCUGCUGCAGCUCCAGCCACCGCUUUCUAAAUUUUCUGAUGCAAGGUGGAGAAGCAACUCCAGUGCCAAAGGGAAGAGUCCGUGGGGCACUGAGCUGCUGGUGGGCAGCAUGCUCCUCCUGGGAGCACCGGGGCUGGAGGAGCCUCAGCAGGGCCACGGGAGAAGGACUGGAGUGUGCUUGGUCCUGCAUGGGAGCUGCUCCCUGGCCCUGCAGGGAGAGCGAGCGAGCAAGGAGCUGCUGCAUCCUUAGGGAGAGGAGCAGCUACUGUAACUUCUUUUUUUAAGUUAAAGACAAAAGAAGCCUUGGGGGGGAAAAAAGAGAAAAAAAAAAAAAAACAAAAAAAAAAAAAAAAGAAAAUGACUUUAUUUUUCUAAGUGUUAAACUCAGUAUUUAUGUAAUACUUUAAGGAAUAAAAGUUUGGCUCCUGUACAGUUUUCAUGGGGUUUGUACCGGGGGGAUGGGAGAGGGGUGGGUGGGUGUGGAGGCAGGAAGGGGCCUUGCUUUUGAGUUUGUAUUGUAACCUUGGACAUGUUCCCUCCGCAUUAGCGUUUAACUGUGCUGUGCUGGGCUGUCCCCAGCCCUCCCUGGGGGAUGAGGGGCUGGCAGCAGCCGAUCUCCGCUCUCCCUGCCCGUAGUGCAGGUGGCACCUCCUGAACUCCCAUCUGAGGGUCUGGGCUGGAGUUUCCCUCUCCACAGCCUCAGCUUGUGCUGUUUUUUAGUGCACAGAUGUGGAUGAGUUCCUUCCAUGACCUGUGCAGAGAGCGUGGGGUGUGCAUUAACCUUGACCCAAGGCUGUCAUCAGGGCCGUGCUUUGCUCUGCUUUGCUCGUGCUGGCCCUGCGGGGCUGUGAUGGCAGUGCUGCUGCUGGGCAUCUCCUCCCUGCCUCCCCAAAGGCAACUGCUGGUUAAACGCUAAUGGUGUCUUUUAUUUAAGUGCAGACUUGUAAGAACACUCGUGUAUCAGGGACGAAAUGGCAUUUAUUGUGUGGUGACAUUUUUAAUUCAUUUUACUGGUUUGAGGGUUGUGUGUGUGUGCGUGCGUGCAUGUGUGCGGGUGUGUGUGUGUGCAUAGGUGUGUGUGGGAUUUUUUUUUUCCCCUCCAGUUUCCAGGGUUGUGUUUCUGGAAGGAUGUGGAAGUAAUCACAGUACUAUGUACAGAGCUUUCUUUUGUAUGGAAAAAAAAAAAAAAUUACUCUUUCAAUAAAUGUUAUCAUUUUGUGCACAGA
Lagopus leucura (white-tailed ptarmigan) is the source of this 3315-nucleotide messenger RNA. It is a transcript of the gene SRF, whose product is annotated as serum response factor. Gene Ontology annotation, biological process: positive regulation of transcription by RNA polymerase II. The transcript has 8 exons. Gene Ontology annotation, molecular function: DNA-binding transcription factor activity, RNA polymerase II-specific; RNA polymerase II cis-regulatory region sequence-specific DNA binding; protein dimerization activity. Bases 1 to 1338 code for a protein of 445 amino acids. The record is from RefSeq and is a predicted model, not a curated record. Lineage: Eukaryota; Metazoa; Chordata; Aves; Galliformes; Phasianidae.